AUGGACUGGAGGGCUAUCGAUAUAUCGAUAGAGUGCCGCUGCAAUCAAAUGAAGCAAGAGCUGAUAUCAAUAAAAUGUGAUGCGCAAAACAUUAUAUGCCUACAAUCAGAGAUUGACGAACUUCACAAUGAAUUGCUUAAGCGGGACAUAGCAUUGAAUGCGUAUGACUGCCAAUAUGAACAGCUUAUGAAUGUUAUAUGUGAGCUGAAGCAAAGGUAUGGCAGUCGACGUAGCGAAUGUGUAAGCAUCAAUCCUUAUUCAGUCCCCGAGCGUUCUGCAGCGUGUCCAUCAGAUGUGGGCGACGACUUGGCAUUUUACACAGGGGCAACUCUCGACCACAUAAUGAACGAGCUGUGCAAACAAGCAGACUUUUUUAUCGAUAUAAAUCAGAAAAAAAAUUCAGAUGACCCAUCUAUCAAUUCAUUAGAGGACUGCAUGAGAGAAUUGGGUCGCCUUAGACAAUCACUUAAAGAGAAAGAUCGCCAAGUGGAAAAUCUUAUUGUAGAGAACGAGUGCCUCUGCGAUGCUGUCGAAAAAAAAGCAAGUGAAACUUUAUAUUCUGAGAAGAACUGCAACAUGCAAUUAACUUGCAUGAGGGAUUUGCUAAAGCAAAAGGACCAACAAUUGGAAGACCUUAUUGAUGAGAAUGACUGUCUAUGCGAAGCAGCUGAGAAUGGAAAAAAAAAACUUGAUGACUUGGAAUACCAAGUUCAGAAAUUAGACGAGAGUACAAGGUAUAUGGAGCAGGGUAUUAUCGAAAGCAUUGAUCUAAUUCAAGAUAUCGGAAACAUAGCACAAGAAAACGAUAGGCUAAAAGGGGAAGUUGGCAGCCUCAAGGAUAGUGAGGUCCAGAAACUCCAUAACCAAGUUCAGGAACUUAACGAUGGUAAUAGGUACCUAGAGAAAGGUAUUACAGAAAGCAUCGGAAUCAUUCGGGAUAUUGGAGAUGUAGCACAAGAAAACGAAAGGCUAAAGGCACAGGUUAGCAAUUUUAAAGACAGUGAGGCCCAGAAACUUUUUAACGAUCUUUCGAAGCAACUUCAGGAUUGCAGAGAGCAGUCGCAAUAUUUGCAGGAAAAAAAUAAAGCAUUGGGUGAUGCUUUGCAGUCAUUAGGCGGGAAUCCAAAUGAUAUAGAAAGCAAAAUUACACAUAAAUCUGCAACUGGAUCUUCUCCAAGUGGUCAACCUGGUGCUGGACUUGACAAAACACAAGGAGUACCAUCUAAAACUGGUACGGAACAAAACGCACCUGGAGUAGAAAUGCGAGAGGCCCUGGGAGUUGGAUCAAAGCCUCUCGUAGGAGCCGCCACAAAACGAGCCGACGAAUCGGAGGCAGACUCUAAAGGAGCGUCAGGACUUACUACUAAAGGAAUAACCGCAGAAGAACCAGUUUCUGGGCCACCAGCCACUGGGGGAUCGGCCGCUAGAGGACCAGUCGCUGGAGGACCAGCCGCUGGUGGACCAGCCGGUAAAGACCCAGCCCCUGGCGGAGCAGCUGCUGGGGGAACAGCCGCUGGAGGACCAGCCUCUUUUGGAACAGGGGCUGGAGGACCAGCCGCUACAGGAGCUGCCCCUGGAAGCGCCACCGUUGCAGAACCAGCUGCAGGAGGACCCACCACAGGUGGGCCAGCCGCUAUAGGACAAACCGCUGGAGGACAAGCCAUUGGAGGAGCAGGCGCUAGAACACCCGCCGCAGGGGAACCAGUCACUGGUAAGCCAGCCACUAGGGGACUAGUCACUGGGGAACCAGCGGCUGGAGGACCAGCCGAUGGAGGACCUCUUGCUGGAGGAACAUCCACUGCAGGAGCAGCUGCUGAAAAGCCAGCUACUGGAGGAACAGCCACUAAAGUAUCAGCCUCUGAAAGGCCUGCCGAAGGGGGACCGACCCCUAAAGGGCCAACCGCUAAAGGGCCAACCGCUAGAGGACCAGCCACCGGAGGACCAGUCGCUGGCGGACCAGCCACUAAAGGACCAGCCGGUGGAGACGUCGGAGAAUCAACGGGACAAUCCGCUGGAGGUAUUACAGAGCCAGCAGGGGGCCGAGAUGCAGGAGGAACACCUUCAGGACCUGCGCCGAGAGCAGCCGAAAAAACAGCUGCUACAGUUUCCGAAGGAGCGGCAAGACCAACGGGCACAGUUAAGAGUUCAGGACCAACAGUAAGUGGUCCCGGGCGUACUACAGGUCAAGAAAUAAAACCUGUUACAGUUCAGGACUCGCAGUCCAGUAAAGGACAAGCAGCUCUGACUGGUGCAGAACAAACUGACAGAACUGGUGCAGUCAAAGAAGCUACCAGUAAUGAGAAAAAUAUACCUGAAACUUCUCAAAAAGGAGUCGAACCUGCAAACGGCUUGGGAUCUAAAUCCAGACCAAUAUCAAGAUUAAAGGAGGGGCCUGCAGCUGGACUAACUUCCGGAGUUGCCGGAAAAGCAGUUCCCAGUCCAUCGACAUUCCAAGGGCAGAAAGGUAAAAUCAGAGCCUCGACAGCAGGAUUUGGAACAGAAAGAGAAUAUGGUAAAAGGCCUUCUAGCAAGGUCGCGAAGUCUGAAAAAAAAGGCUUCAAGAGCAAAGGGGAAACUGGAGGAGAGCAUGAAAAUAAAGGAAUACGAGCCUCGUCACGAUGCAGGGAUGAUGGACAAUUCGACGACUUUGUACGCCAUACUGUACAAUCCUUAUCAUCCGGCGAUAUCGAUGGCUGUGGAUUGGAAAGAGAGCUGCGCAAAAUACUCGAUAUGUUCGUUGAUGAAUGUGGAUUCUGCUUCUGCAAGUGCAAUAUUCCAAAAAGUCGAUUCUACGCGAUAUGUCAUAAGCUCUACCACCACGGCUUACACACAUUAGAAUUUAAAGAAUUGGUCUAUAUGCAUAAACGUAUAUAUGCCGCUGCCGAAAAUAUCCUUCCCGGUUGUUUAUUUAAUAUGAUAGUCAAGGAAAUGACUGGAGUCAGCUGCGCUCCGACUCUAUUAGCUUCCUUUAAUUCAUGUCCGUCGUCUGUAACAACAGCUUUAAAGUGCUGCAGCUGUAAAAACAUUAUGUGCUGUGACUCUAGUGAGGAAAAACUAAUGCGAAAAGUGAUGCGUUUGGAAAGUGACAUUGAGAAUGCUAAGAUGUGUCUUCAAAAUUUAAAGACUAUCCCAUCAAAACUCUCUAUCCCAAGAUGUCGUUUAAAUGUCUAUGAUUCAUCUGUUAGGGAUUUGAAAAUGGAACCAGUAAUGAAACUUUCAUUCAAGUGAGUUAAAUUUCUUAUAAUGAUUUAAUAAGGAGCCCAAGUAACUAAAUGA
Molecule: messenger RNA, 3276 nt
Organism: Drosophila kikkawai
Lineage: Eukaryota; Metazoa; Arthropoda; Insecta; Diptera; Drosophilidae
Source: RefSeq, a predicted model, not a curated record